Rotaria sp. Silwood2 is the source of this 267-nucleotide messenger RNA. NCBI's taxonomy places the organism in Eukaryota, Metazoa, Rotifera, Eurotatoria, Philodinida, Philodinidae. The record is from the annotation of a GenBank genome assembly.
AUGUUUGAAUCGGAUUCAACAACCAGCCAAUUAGAUACACGUGAAUUUCUUUAUUAUGAAGAAUUAAAACAUAUUGUUAAUGAUGAUUUAAAGGAUAUUACAUUUAUUGAAGCAUGCAAACUGUAUGUACAUGCAUCAAUAACCGGUGGCACUUGCGACUGUAAAGGAAAGUGCAUUACAAAACAAUGUCCAUGUAAAAGAAUGGGUGUUUAUUGUUCGACCAAAUGCCAUUCCAAACGAGGUGGUUGUAAAAAUAUGGGUGAAUAA